AUGAAUUUGUGUAUAUAUGAUGUACAAUUGUUUAGUUAUUGUUGUAAUCCAAUUUCUUUUAUAAUCAUAGUUUAUUGUAUUAUUGGAAAAAUAUUAAAAAAGAUGCCGAUAGUGAAGCGUUCAGUUUCACCAAUAAAUGUUAGUUCACAUCGUUUGGCUCCUUCUAUUAAAAAAGAUGAAUUGGAGUGUGUAGCUAAUGGAACAUUAGCAAAUCUCAUAAGACAACUCAGCUCAUUAUCAAAACAGGCAGAACAAAUUUUUAGUGAUUUAUCUAGUGAGGCUACCAAAAUAGAUCUUAAAAGUACAAGUUUAUCACAAAGAGUUGAGAAAUUAAAAAUAAAAAUUGAAUCUUAUGAAGGUAAUGAUGAUCAAGAUGCUUUACAAGAUAUUCAAUAUCGAAAACCAUUUAAAUCAUCAAAUUUAAUUGAUCAGCAAACGUUUGAUAGGCAAACAUUACCACCAGCAUUACAAGAUUUGUAUAAUAAAUGUGAACCACCACCAAAUUUGGAUGCAUUAAAUGAAUUCAGAGAUGAUCCAAAACCAGCCUUAAAAUAUUACACUGAUCCAGGGUAUUUCUUUGAUUUAUGGAAAAAACAAAUUCUUAAAGAAUGUGAAGAAAUGCCUAAGAGAAAGAUAAUGAAAAAUAUGUCACAAUCACCAGAGAAAAAAAUAAAAAAGAGACCUACUGAAGGAAUGGAUGGUGUAACAAAAUAUGACUCUGAAUUUUCUAUGCCAAUUUAUGGUACUUAUAAACCUCCAAAAAUAUUGCCUUCAAAAUUAUCUCAACAACCUGCCUUUCACUCAAUGUCUUCAACAACAAGUAUCAGGGGUCGUCAACCAAAUUUUGUUCAAUUCCCUGAAGAAUAUCAAGCUCCAAGAGUUUUACAAUCAACAGUAAGAGAUAAUGAACCAUUUCCUGCUCCACCACCAGGAAUGUCACUGCAAUAUAAUAGUAUUUUUACACCAUCAAGUCAAUUUCUUGACACACAAACUUCAACACUCCCACCACCAUUGUUUACUUCAGAUUCACCUAAUUCUUUAGAACAAACAUUACAAAAUUAUAGAAUAACAGAUCCAAUUGAAGAGGAUGAAGAAGAAGAUUUACCUCCACCACCAAAUGUAAUGAUGGCAUCAACACUCGUUUCACAGAUUCCAUCAUUACCAAAAUUAGAUUUAGUGCCUACUGAAGGAUCAUCAGCUCCACCACCACCACCACCUCCUCCACCACCGCCACAAGUGGGACAAAUAAAAUUACCAACAACAACUCCAGCAAUGUCAUUUGCUUCUGAAAGAAAAAAUAAUGAAAAUACAGAAAAUGAUUGUUCUAGAGAGAAUGGUAGUGGUCCACCUGCAAAUAGAGGUAACUUGUUAGCUGAAAUUCAAUCAGGAAUAAAAUUAAAGAAGGUACAAAGAAAAGAGGAAAAAGAAGCUGAAAAGGCUGCUGUUGAUGAUAUAAAUGAUGUUGCUGCAAUACUACGCCGCCGCAUGGAACAUGUUUUAGGUCAUGAUGAUAGUUCAGAUUCAAAUGAAGAUGAUGACGAUGAUGAUGACUGGGAUUAA
Molecule: messenger RNA, 1560 nt
Organism: Strongyloides ratti
Lineage: Eukaryota; Metazoa; Nematoda; Chromadorea; Rhabditida; Strongyloididae
Product: MIP02973p
Exons: 3
Coding region: 1-1560 (519 amino acids)
Biological process (GO): actin cytoskeleton organization; positive regulation of Arp2/3 complex-mediated actin nucleation
Cellular component (GO): SCAR complex; cytoskeleton
Molecular function (GO): Arp2/3 complex binding; protein kinase A regulatory subunit binding; actin binding
Source: RefSeq, a predicted model, not a curated record